This is a messenger RNA of Epinephelus fuscoguttatus (brown-marbled grouper), 1872 nucleotides long. It is a transcript of the gene lrit3a, whose product is annotated as info leucine-rich repeat, immunoglobulin-like and transmembrane domains 3a. NCBI's taxonomy places the organism in Eukaryota, Metazoa, Chordata, Actinopteri, Perciformes, Serranidae. Gene Ontology annotation, molecular function: protein binding. The record is from RefSeq and is a predicted model, not a curated record. The transcript is spliced from 4 exons. Bases 1 to 1872 code for a protein of 623 amino acids.
AUGGCUCAUCCCUUCUGUCCAUCCCAGUGCACCUGUGUCUUCCAUGGACGUACCGAUGGAACAGGAACCAGAUCUGUACUCUGCAAUGAUCCAGACAUGUCGGACAUCCCUGUUAACGUCCCUGUGGAUACGGUCAAGCUUCGCAUUGAGAAAACCAUGGUACGGCGAAUCCCAACGGAAGCUUUUUACUAUCUGGUGGAGCUACGGUAUCUGUGGAUUACUUACAAUUCCAUAAGCUCAGUGGAUACAGCAGGUUUCUACAACCUCAAAGUGCUCCACGAGCUGAGGCUGGAUGGAAAUAUGAUCUCCGUGUUCCCUUGGGAGUCUCUGAGAGAGAUGCCAAGUCUGAAGACCCUGGAUCUUCACAACAACAGAAUCACUAAUGUUCCCUCUGAGGCCAUACCCUACUUCCUCAACAUUACCUACCUGGAUCUAUCCAGCAACAAGUUGGCAACCCUGCCUUCUGAUCUCAUGGAUCUCUGGCCCCCCUUCAAUGGAGCACCCAUCUUCACUAAUGCCUCCCAGAAAGUUGUGUUAGGCCUCCAAGAUAACCCCUGGUUCUGUGACUGUAAAAUCUCCAAGCUUAUCGAGCUUUCCAAAAUGACUGGCACACCAGUCGUUUUGAUGGACCUGUUCAUGACCUGCAGUGGACCAGAGAAUCUGGCCGGUGUCCUUUUUCAGCGUGCUGAACUUGACAACUGUGUAAAACCGUCAGUCAUGACUUCAGCAACGAAGAUCACAUCUCCUUUGGGCAGUAAUGUUCUCCUGCGAUGUGAUGCCACAGGGUUUCCAACACCAACUCUGUCCUGGGCUAAGUCAGAUGGCUCAGUAGUCAACAAUACAGUCCAGGAGUCACCUGGAGAGGGCAUCAGAUGGUCCAUCAUGAGCUUGCAUGGAAUAUUGUUGAAAGACGCCGGGAACUACAGUUGCAAAGCGAAGAAUGUUGCUGGCAACGCAGAUGCCACCAUUUCUGUCACGGUUGCUGGUGCCUUCAGUACCACCAUCCCUCCACUGAGGCCCAGCAUCGAUACUGAACCAACCAGCCAAGAUACAACAUUUAUUCCCCCGACGGACACUCCCAACUCACCCUCCAUCACGUCCACGGUUCUUCCAAGAACAUCGACAACUGCUGUCCCUAAGAAGCCGAAAACUACCACCAGCAGCAGUUUACAAAAAGGCUCUUUCAAGCUAACGAAAACCCAGCAAGGAGGUAAUGGGAGGAAGCUUGCAGCAGAUGAAAAGAGCAAGAAAAGUGAUGGAUCAAAGUCCGUCAAAGACCUUAAGAUUGUAGAGGAAACAUCUGACACUGCAGUGUUGCUCUGGACAGCAGAUGGAUUACCAAAUGAUGCCCCACUAACAGUUGUAUAUUCACCCUAUGAUGAGGAUGACAUCAAAAGGACAGUGGAGACUAAUGCUGGCAGUGGGAAAGUCCUUUUAGAGGGACUGUCAUCUGGAAUGAGGUACUCAGUUUGCCUCAUAGCAAAAGGUAGUGCUGCUGGAAAAGAUCCUUGCAUUGACUUCUACACAUUGGACAAUGUAGAGGAUGGUGGGCAGAACCAACUUUUCAUGAUCGUAAGUGGCAUUGCCUGUGCUUUGGUUUUGUCCCUUAUUGCACUGUUGCUCUACAAGAUUCUUGCUUUGUUCUGCAAGGGACGCAGCACAGCUUUAGAUGAAGAGGAGCUUGAAAAAGACAGUUAUGUCAAGUUUGAAACUAUUUCAAUGAAACAAAGGACCUUGAACUCUCAUCCAACUGAGCUUUGGGCAAGGAGACCGACUCAUGAAUCAGAGCGAAUGCUACUAUGCUCCAGGUCUAGCAUCGACUCCCAGAUGACCUAUAAGAGUGACAGUUCCCGGUCUGAAUAUCUGUGCUGA